AUGGGUUUAGGUCACUUCAUGAAACAAUGUACCCAGGUCAAGAGUACUUGUCGAACAUGUUGUGAAUGUACUGAUGAUUUAAAACUACAUAUUUGCUCUAAAAUCGAAAAAACUAUUCACUGUGGACAAAAUCAUAAGUCCAACUCUCUUAAAUGCCAAGUAGUAAAAUCGUUUAGAUCUGAAUUAACACGUAAAUUAUUAUCUCCUAAUAAUCGUUCAAUUUCUUCCACCACCAACACCUUAAACAACAUGAGUAACUCAAACUUCAAAUAUUCAAGUUCUGAUUUUCCACCAAUGCCUAUGCCUAAAUUUGUACCAACUAAUCCUAAUAAUACUAUGUUAACUAAAUUACAUGAUUUACUGGGAAAAAUCACAGAAGUAAAUAAUCAUCUUUCAAAUCUUGAACUAAAGUAUAACAACUUUGAGCAAUUCAUGAUUGAAAAAAAAGAAAGUGAUUUACUAAUUAAAGAAAAUAUAAAUUUAUUGUCCAAACAAUCUGUUGAAUUUAAAAAAGAUCUGGUUCAUCAUAGUCUUUUAAUUGAACGACAUGAAAAUUUAUUCAUGAAAUUAAUUGUUCCAAUGUUCGAAGAUUUAUUUGGUCUGAUUGCAUCACAAAAUCAGGACAAAAAAGGAAAUAUACUUGAUCCUGAUCUUAAACUUAAACUUGAACGUUAUCUUAUCCAAAUGAAGAAAGCAAAAGAAGGUAAAUAUUGUACCAACUGA
Molecule: messenger RNA, 723 nt
Organism: Rotaria sp. Silwood2
Lineage: Eukaryota; Metazoa; Rotifera; Eurotatoria; Philodinida; Philodinidae
Source: the annotation of a GenBank genome assembly